This is a messenger RNA of Mycosarcoma maydis (corn smut), 783 nucleotides long. RefSeq lists its product as uncharacterized. The transcript has a single exon. NCBI's taxonomy places the organism in Eukaryota, Fungi, Basidiomycota, Ustilaginomycetes, Ustilaginales. Bases 1 to 783 code for a protein of 260 amino acids. The record is from RefSeq and is a predicted model, not a curated record.
AUGACCAACACAAUCACCGACGCGGCUUCGUCGGCGUACGAGUCCAUCAGCGGCUCGGCCCAACGCGUACUGCCCGUAGCUUCCACGCUAAUCUCUGAAGCGACAGGAUUAGCCGCACUCACCGAGGACUACUCGGCCUCUCCUUUCCCACCUGCACAACCAUCAUCCUCUUGCGCCUCAUCCUCGAAAGAGGUCACUACGUCCACGAAUUCCGACCAAUCCUCGCUCCCAGCGCGAUACGACUUGACCGAAGAGCAAGAACGAGGACCGUCUCAACCCGAUCGCACGUCUCAACCACAAACGUCGAUCGGUACCGAAUCUGGCAUCCCCACAACCGGUGGAGCUGCCACCACUGUUUCCCCCGAUGACGACGUAAAGGCUGCGAUUAGCAACGAGAAGCGUGCUUCCAACGCAGCAGUAGGCGUCGACUAUUCCGAUCAGCCUUGUCCUACUGCCGAUGCUCGCAGGCCAAACCCGUCAAGCGAGCCGGCAGAGGGUAAGACACAGUUCAGUAGCAGCGACGAGCAGAUGAAGGGUUCGAGCGAUCACAGCAGUAGCGCAACUAGCGGUGGUGGUGACAGUGCCAACAGGUGCGAUUCGACAAAGGCUACGUCGUCGGCGACAGGCUCGGAUGAACAGCGUUCCACAGCUGGCUCGUCCAAGUCAAGUCUUACAAACAAGCUAAGGGGUUCAGCUAAGGUGGUGGCCGGUAAGAUCACCAGGGACCAAGAGAAAGUCGAACAGGGAAAGAUGCUCAAAGCUGGAGGAGCUCAAGACGCGUAG